AUUUAAACUUGAGUGGAUUUUAAACCAUAAUGGUUACCAACAGUGGGAAGAACAAAAAGAAAUCGAAACAAAGUCGCCCUGUACAAGAUAAGGCAACUAAUGAAGAAGAUCAGAUGGAGACCGUUGAACUGUCAAGAAUACCUCCAGAAAAACUGAAUUACUUGAAUAUGAAUCAUAUCUUUUUAGAACUGCAUAAAUCAAAACGAAAGUAUGAAUUAGUAUGCAACGCUUGUGGUAUUUCGAUGACCACUGUUGGUGCAGCUAUUCAUCACACUUCCAUGAAUUAUCAUAAUGUCAAUGUUACAACUGUUGAAUUGAAGCAUACACUCUUUUACCUACCCCCUAUCACGGAGUCUCACAGAGUUGCUUUAGACGCCUCACUGAAAUCGUCUACUGCUUCUGUUAUAGCCGACAGAAAUGAAAUACAACGACGUCAAAAUUUUGCAAAUGAUCUUAUCGCAGCUAUUGAAGCUCGAAUUCCAAAUAUAAGAGUGCGAGGAACUGGCAGUGUGUGGUUUAAUUUAGCGUUACCAGAUAUGGAAGUAUCAUUAGAUGCUGUCCGUGUGGAUGAUGCGGAUGAAUGUUCCUCACCUACAAAAGAGUCGGUUAUCGAUUAUGAGAAUGCUGGUCCUCUUAGCCCUCGGUCAGAUUCUAGUCAGUUGACAGAGGAAGAGAAACGAGCAAAGGCCAAUUCAUUGGGUCUUGGCUACGUUCUAUCACACAUUUUCGAAUUAUUACAAUGUAAUGCCUGUGAACAACCAACUAGUAAAUUUGAAGACACUACAAUGUCAGAAAAGAAUAUUCAUAACUCAAUAUCGUCUAGUGACAAGACUGAAGCUAACGAGCUGUCAGAGGAACCUAAAUUCCCAAAAUUUCAUACUGUCCUACGAACGAAUACAGAUACCUUCUACCUUUCCCUGACGGAUCUCCACGGUGUUGCGUAUCAUAUAGGUACGGGUCAUCCACAUGGAUACGAUCUGGCCAAACUGAUUGAUACUUAUCUUAAACUGAAUGAUAAAGCUCUACAACUUUCAAUCUUAUUUCGAAAAUUGGCAAGAUUGGCUCAUUUAGAUAUGCCUGAAAAUGGUACAUUCGCUGAACCAAUUAUUCCCAUGUUGGUUAUAUUCUACUUACAACACUGCGAUCCAUCAAUACUUCCUAAUCUACAUAAUUUAUAUCGUCAGCAUAUGGGUAAUAUUCCACAAGAUUCGUAUCAUCAAGUCCUGUUGCCGGAUGGCGAUUUGUCAUUUAUUACAGACAUAGAAUUAAUCCGAAGCUUGUGUCCCGAUAAACCAUUUACUGAUUCAUCUUCAUCCUGCGAGUUACCCAGUUUAGCUGAUUUAUGGCUUGGUUUUCUUCGUUUUUAUUUAUUCGACUUUAAAAUGUCCUCAUGUGCUAUUGAUAUUAUGCGAUCACAACCAGUUUCAAAGUCUAGUGGUGCAAAACGUUAUUUUACAGUUAUUGAUCCUUUUAAUAGGACCCGAAACCUGUGCAGUAAUGUAACUGCAGUUAGCCUAGAUUAUAUUAAUUCACAACUAUUGGCUGCAUAUGGUUAUUUUGGUGUACCACGUUUAGCCAGAAAUGGUCGACAUGUAUUCACAAAAAUAUCUGUCGCUAAAGAAAUCAAUGUAAAAGAAGAUGAUAAAAGCGAUGGUGGUGAUGAUGAUAAAAAUAAAGAUCAGGAGGGGACUCAAACAAACAUUGAACAGAAUGAAAAUACUACUAAUACUACUGCUAAUAGUGCAAAAACCACACCCCAAAAAGGUACAAAAGUGAAGAUUGUUCAUAUAACUCCAAUCUUUGAUGAUUCAGAUGGUUUUGCCAAGAAUUUAAAUAAAGUAACAAAUUUAAUCAGUGAGAAAUUCCAUUCACUUUCAAUUGCUAGAAAUAACAGUGAUGCAUUCCAAUCUUUGGGAAGUGAAGAUCUAGUGAAUUCAUUGAAUGAUCAAAAUAAUAAACCGAAAACUCUUCCAUUGUCACAAAUGCUUCCACAUCUCCUCUACUGUGUUAUGGAUGAAUUAUUUGAAUCAGUUGAUGUUCCUGGUCUUGUCGAGGCAUGUUCAAAUUUACCACAAUAUAAGUUUUUCUCACCGUUGACAGGAUCAGAUGAGAUGACAUUAUCCGAUUUUAAUUGGAUUGCACGGAAUUAUGCUUACAGGUUUUGGUUAAAACAUUUCAAAGUGUAUAUAUCACAGGCAAUAUAUACAGUACAAAAAAGAAGAGUUGUAAGAUGUGCCACUUUUCAGUUCAGAAUGAGUAUCAAAAGUUGGCUAUCUACCCUUAAACCAUCAGAAAAUGCUGUCAAUUCAACUAAUGACGAUGCUAACAUACAAGAAGGAAAUGGUGCUGCGUUACAAAAGACAGAAGAAUCAAAUGGAAAGAAGUCUGAGAGAUCAUCAUAUUCACCAUUAACUGUUCAAACGAAGGAUGAUCAAAUCUCUACUUCUCAAAUCAUCAAUAAAAAGAAUAUUGUAACUAAUAAAAUAAGUCAAGAGAAUGACAAUAAACGUAUAGAAGACGGCGGUGAAAAAGAAGAGGAAGAAGAAAAAGAAGGAAAAGAGAAUUCUUCAAAAUCUGAUAAUUUUAAUAGUCCAAAUAGUUGUACAUUUUCCGAUGAAGACGAUGAGGAAGUAGACGGAACUGAUGAAGUUGACAAGUUAUCAUCAUUGGAAGUGAAUGAUGAUGAUGGUGAUGAAUUUGUUACAACUGACGAAAAAGUUUUCGCAGAUGAUAAUUGCUUUAUUAAUCAUGAUGAAAUGAAUGAAGAAUUAGAACGAACACUUGAAUUAGGUGAUGAUGAUGAAUUAAAUGAAAGCGCAAUAGAUCCACAUAUCACCACCUUAUCAUCCUUUAUUAAUAAAAGUUCAGAUGGUAUAGAUUGUUCGAUUGUACAUGAAAGUCAUACUACUGGCAAUGAUGAAACUGAGCCUGAUAAUAUAAAUUUGACAUCAGAGAACUCAAAACAAGCUGGCGACUCCAACCUAUGCUCUACACCGAACAAAUCCGUCACCGCUGCUUCAGAUAAAAUUGCCGAGGAUACUUCUACAGUAAUGGCUCCUCCUAGUAAGCUAUCUAGGAAAGAACGCAAAAAAGGCAAAGAAGAGGAUAUAUCUACUACAGCAAAUACCGAUAUGAAGGAAAAUAAUUCUGUAAAGGCUAAAAAAAGUAAAGUACUCCAGUGGAAUGAUGUUAUUCUUUCACGUAUUGCAGUUAGUCAGCCUGUAGAUGAUGAACGUCCGGACUACUAUAACUCUGAACUUUUAAAAGAUUUACAACCAGAGGAUUUUGAUUUCACUUUUGCUGCACGUAGCCAUUUUCCUUCCAGAGGUCAUCGUACUCAAACAUCAGUUUUAGGCCUAGCCUCACGAAAUCACCCGUCUACUCUAUUGGCUCAUUUUGAUGCACCCCAACCCCAGUGUCAAGCGUGUGGUGUAACUGGUCAUCGAUGGACUCAGUGUCAAACAUCCAAUGACAAAUCUGUAUCAUUUUUAGCCUGGCGUAAACUAUCGAAUAAAACAACUUGGCCGCCUAAAUCUGAACAAAUAAAGGAUUUAACUAGUUGUCUUGAACGUCUAGAAAAAUAUCAUGAAGCUGAUGAAAAAAUUCAUGCUCGCAAAGAAUUUGUUCAAAAAAUUCAACAAGUCUUUGCUAGUCGUUUCCCUUCUGUACAACUUGAAUUAUUUGGUUCUUGUGCGAAUGGAUUCGAUCUACAAUCAAGUGAUUUAGACGUUUGUGUAUUCUUUCCGACUAAAUCACCUGAAUGGUUAGCUAUGCAAGAUGAAAAGACAACUGUUGAGAUGAUUAAGAAAUUUAGAAAUCAAUUAUUUCGGAGCUCAAAUCGAUUACAACUCGUUCAAGUUCAACCGGUACUAAAAGCUCGUGUUCCAAUAUUGAAAGUAUCCUUUAGAAAUUCAUUUGAAGUGGACAUAAGCUUUUCUAAUUACCUCGCACUUUCAAAUACACGAAUGUUGGCCUUUUACAGUGAACUUCAACCGAAACUUCGUAUCUUGGGGAUUGCUUUGAAAACUGUCACCAAAAUAACAAAAAUUGGGAAGGCAGCAGCUGGUGGAAUUUCUUCAUAUGCAUGUAUUAUCAUGAUUAUUCAUUACUUACAACAAAUUGGUCAAUUGCCUGUUUUACAAGAACUCUAUGAAGGACAAUCGAAACCUGUUACUAUUGUCAAUGGUUGGGAUGUUUGGUACCAGAAUGAUUUAUCAGUUAUUAACCGUUUAUGGAAGCCAACUAAUCCAGAUCAACCAGUUGGUGAAUUGUGGUUAGGAUUUCUGCGUUAUUAUCUUUUUGAAUUUGAUCAUGAUGCAUAUGUUGUAACAAUUAGACAAAAGAAAUUACUGAUACGCUUUGUCAAGAUGUGGAAAUCGCUAUUCGCUAUUGAAGAUCCUUUCAAUCUGAACCAUAACCUUACAUCCGGUUUGAGUCAUUCAAUGCUUCUUUAUCUACUGAAUGUGUUUCACACCGUUCUCGUUCAUCAUACAACCUUCUUACGAAAACAAAUGUCUAUGGGACAAUGGUGCUACUCUUUAUUCUCACCGGAGCAUAUCGUUGUCGACAGAGCUGCACCAAAAGAUACACGUUGUUUUGUCUGUCAUCAGCUUGGUCAUUGGGCAUCACAGUGUCAAAAAAAUAAAAAAGCAACAAAUGUAGAAAAUAAAGAUGAAAUGUCAAUAGUUGAUUCAUUAAUUGGUCAUUUUUUGGAUAGAAAAUCCACAUCAACUUCUGAGUCUUCAGAAAAACCACUGAUGAGUGAUUCAGGUGACAGUCGUCAUAAUCCUCCUCAUCGACCACCUCGUCAUGUUAAUUCAAAUAUUCCUUCUUCACCUGGUAUGUUAUCUGCUAAUACUAUAAGACAAGGUAGGCCAGUUUUCACAUCAUCUAAUAAUUAUGGGAAUGUGUAUAAACCACAAAACAAUUAUUCAAGUCCUUCAGUGCAUAAUAAUAAUUAUCAGCAUCGUGAACAACGUCCUGCGUAUACCACCACCUAUGGACAAUCUUCGAAUCCAGUGAAUUAUAAUUCAAUGAAUGCAUUAUAUGCUCCACAACCUCCAGUAAAUUUUACACCUGGUCUUUUAGGCAAUGGCAAAAUGGUUUAUCCUAUACAACAUAAUAGGCACUAUCAACAACCACCACCACCACAACAACAACAGCGGCCAUACCAGCAUCCUUCUCAUCAGUAUCCUCCACCGCUUACUCAUGUACCACCAUACAAUAGUUACACUGCACAAGGAAAUCAUCAUAUGAAUUACUUAUCACACGAGCAGCAACAGAUUAGUAAUACAAAUAAUGCAAAUUGGAUAUCAAAUCCAAUUGUUUGCCAACCACAUAUACUACUUGCUUCUACAGACAAUGCAAUUAAAGCACCAGUUAAUAAUGCUAAUGCUAAUUCUAAACGAUCACCAUAUAAGCCUAAACAGGUGAAUGUUGCCACUACUCCUCAUCAGACUGAGAAUACGUCACAUACACCUAAUAAUCAUGAUUGGAAUUCUCAAAGUCCAAAGCAACCCGGUCAUCAUGGUGUAACAAACUAUAAUAUGUCUAAAAAUGUUUCAUCAUCUUCUGGUAGUGAGGAGAAAUUCACUUCAAGUUCAAAAAGAUCACGUAACCAACAAAACAGACAGUUUACUUUUUCAUCUUCGGAUGGAAAGCGAAAUUCUCAACACUUUUCAAAUAAUAUUUAUAAUGAAGAAAUUGAACCAUCAAAGCAGCUGCUGAAUAAUAAUAAUAAGUCUGUCUAUCCAAAUGAGACUCAAUUUACCAAGCACAAUAAUCAUUCAUGGAAUUCGUACAAAACUAAUUCUAGUCCUAAAAAGAAUUACGAUUCUCAACGGUCUAAUUAUUAUUCUCGUGCAACUGGCUCUUCAAGACAAUAUGACUAUGAAGUAGACGCAAGUUUAAGUGAACGUCUACACAAUAUGCAUGCUACACAUCCAUCCCAUCAAACUGAGUAUAAAUAACAAAUGAAGUCGUCUUAUUCUGGACUACAAUGCUUCUUCUUUAUGUCAAUAUUGUAUAAUUGUGAUGGAUGUUAAUGAUAAUUUAUCUUCUCGUCUUUUUUUGGCAUGCAAUGUUUAUGUAUAGGCUACAUGACGAACGAUCUUCAGAUGUAUAUUUGUGUAUCCUUUAAACAUUGCAUUAGAAACUUUCAUCACUUCUUACUCCUAUACUAAUAUCGUUAUUGGCGAUGACUAAAGAUUGUGAUGAGUCCAACAAUACCAUUGCAUUUCUCAUUUUACCCUUAUGUGUGUGUAUUUUGGUUUAAAUAUUAUUAUUUAAAUGAUCAGUUUUUAUUGAAAUCAAUCCUACACCUUUGAGUUGUAGUGUGUGUGUCUUUGUUCUCUAGCUCUUUUUUCGCACUAUACUUGUCCGUAAUGAAUUCAGAGUUGUGUAUGUGUAUAGUUUUUUAGAAGCAAAUAUGUGGAUUAUCCUUAAAAAUCGACAAUGGUAACACUUUUUGUUUUACAUCGUAGUAGAAGUUCCCUGAUUGAUUGUUUUAGAAUACUGGCUUGAACAUUUUUAAGAAAUUGAAUCCCAGCCUUCUAAGUAG
Messenger RNA from Trichobilharzia szidati, 6559 nucleotides. Lineage: Eukaryota; Metazoa; Platyhelminthes; Trematoda; Strigeidida; Schistosomatidae. The record is from the annotation of a GenBank genome assembly.